This is a messenger RNA of Racocetra fulgida, 184 nucleotides long. NCBI's taxonomy places the organism in Eukaryota, Fungi, Glomeromycota, Glomeromycetes, Diversisporales, Gigasporaceae. The record is from the annotation of a GenBank genome assembly.
GCCUACAAACCCAAGCAAGCUGUCUCUCAAGAAAAGCUCGCAGAAAUUGCUCAAAAAGAAGAAAAAGAAGCUGAAACUGCUGCUAAACUAAAAACAAAAAAAACUAAAAUUGAUUCUACAGAUGAAGAAACAAUGGAAUGCAUUGAUGACAAUAAUGACGAUUAUAAUAAUUUUGUAAUUAUAA